This is a messenger RNA of Hydractinia symbiolongicarpus, 969 nucleotides long. RefSeq lists its product as uncharacterized. Lineage: Eukaryota; Metazoa; Cnidaria; Hydrozoa; Anthoathecata; Hydractiniidae. Gene Ontology annotation, cellular component: membrane. The coding region runs from base 1 to 969 and encodes 322 amino acids. The transcript has a single exon. The record is from RefSeq and is a predicted model, not a curated record.
AUGGUGACGAUGUUUGUUGUUCUAAUAACAAUUUUUACACUAGCCUUAAUAUUACAUUUGAUUGGGUUUUUCUUGUUAUAUAACUAUAGCGGAAAUAUCAGCAAAACUCAAAAGAAGCUGAUGUUAAACUUAAGUAUUACAGAAAUAAUUUUAUCAUGCCUUAGCAUUAUGAAUACCAGUUUCACGCACAUCACUUUGGAUACACAAUCAAACAGCACAGCCAAUGAAACUCUAUCACAGUUCUUUGUGUAUGACAUGGCAUGUACAGUUACAUCGACAGUUUACUUCGCCGUCGUUCUAUCGUAUUACUACAGUAUGACAUUUUUAACACUGGACCGACUAUGUGAGGUGUAUUUAAACAUUCGAUAUUCAUUGUAUUGGAGUGCGAGGAAAACAAAGUAUUUAACCCUCUUUAUGUGGGUUAUUAUCGUGGUAACAGCUGUGGGCUCUACAGCAUAUGCUUUACAAAAUAAAAGCUACCAUAAAAUGGAACACUUUUUUUAUUACAUCAUAUACCCAACAAGCAGUGCUUUAUUUUUCUUAGUUGGUGUGCCCACGUAUACGUACAUUAUCAUAAUCCUGUUACGUAAUGAAAGAAGAAAUAAACAAAGUGUCCACGGAAGUAGAAUAAGGCAUUCUUCUUCUUCUUCUUUUUCUUCUUCUUUUCCAGUAAUAAAAUUAGAUCGUAUACUUUUACCAUUACUUUUGAUGGUGACUUUCAUUUUAUUUCUGAUCGUACCACAUAUUCUAAUUUUUAAUCAAGUUAUUACAACAUGUGUGUCAACACUUUUGCUUGAAAUUUGUCAUAUCAUGCUUGGGUUUGGCUUCAUGUCUGAUGUGGUUAUAUACGUUCUUUUUUCAACAUCCAUUCGAAAGAAAAUAAUACGACAAAUGAAGUUAUCAAGAAGAUUCAAGACAAAGAUUAACGAAGCAAAAACUUCAGCAAAUACUGAACUUCCAAGAGACUAA